This is a messenger RNA of Lodderomyces parapsilosis, 912 nucleotides long. RefSeq names its product tRNA methyltransferase. The transcript has a single exon. Gene Ontology annotation, biological process: tRNA methylation; cytoplasmic translation. The record is from RefSeq and is a predicted model, not a curated record. Gene Ontology annotation, cellular component: cytoplasm. Bases 1 to 912 code for a protein of 303 amino acids. NCBI's taxonomy places the organism in Eukaryota, Fungi, Ascomycota, Pichiomycetes, Serinales, Debaryomycetaceae. Gene Ontology annotation, molecular function: tRNA methyltransferase activity.
AUGGGGAAAACAAGCAAAGAUAAACGAGACUUGUAUUACCGACGAGCGAAAGAAGAUGGCUACAGAGCAAGAUCUGCUUACAAACUACUCCAGUUAGACCAACAAUUCCACCUACUAAAUAACAUCACUCGAGUCGUUGAUCUUUGUGCAGCACCAGGGUCUUGGUCUCAAGUGCUUAGUCAUAAGCUAGGAUCUAAUCCAGAUGCGAGGAUUGUUGCUGUUGAUUUACAACCAAUGACUCCAAUAGACCAUGUGACUACUUUACAGGCGGAUAUAACCCACCCAAAAACAUUGCAACAAAUCAUGGACUGUUUCAAUGAUGAUGACGGUGGUAACGGUGAUGACGAGGGGUUGGCUGAUUUUGUAUGCAGUGAUGGUGCUCCAGAUGUUACAGGAAUGCAUGAUUUGGAUGAAUAUGUGCAACACCAACUUGUAUGGGCAGCGUUUCAACUAACUACAUGUAUCCUAAAACCAGGUGGAUCCUUUGUUGCCAAGAUAUUCCGUGGUAAGGAUAUUGAUUUGAUGUAUAAGCAAUUGCUGAAAUUUUUCACAAAGGUGUAUUGUGCCAAACCUCGUAGUUCGAGGGGUACCAGUUUGGAGGCGUUUAUUGUAUGUCUAGGAUACAAACCUAUACCGAACUGGACACCCAAAUUGGAUGUAAACCAACUGACGGAUGAGUUUUUCGAAGGCGCUGGAAUAAAGCAUAACGACGAUGUGUUUGACAAUAAAGAGGACGACGAGAGGUUGGUUGUGGAGUUUGUGGCAUGUGGCGACGUCAAUGAUAUUGAUUCAGAUGCCACCUACUCAUUGGAUCUGGAUUUUGUAACUUUAGAUCCUGUUCAAAGACCAACUGCACCGCCAUACAAAAAGGCACUCGAAAUGAAACGAGAUGGUAAGUUAACGAGGAGGUAA